Megachile rotundata (alfalfa leafcutting bee) is the source of this 1486-nucleotide messenger RNA. RefSeq lists its product as uncharacterized. Gene Ontology annotation, cellular component: cytoplasm; actin cytoskeleton. The record is from RefSeq and is a predicted model, not a curated record. Lineage: Eukaryota; Metazoa; Arthropoda; Insecta; Hymenoptera; Megachilidae. Gene Ontology annotation, biological process: actin filament polymerization. Gene Ontology annotation, molecular function: protein binding.
AUAAGUAGCGGAAUGAAAAAAGCAUGUUAGUGGGGAAUACUAAGUGCCGGAGAAUCGACUGAAGUUGGUACCGAUGCGCAAAUUUAGUAUGGUCUCUCGUUAAAUACAAUAUAGAGAAAAUACUCACCUGAAUGAAAAUUCUGUGGUAUAUACAAGCAAACAAUUUUUGUACACUUUGAUAACGUGUUUAAUCAGUUUUCGUGAAGCAAAAGAAUGCAAGUUGUUGGGGUCGACGGUCGUGUCGUCGGCUAUCUUUUUUGUUUUUUGAUACUUCAAGCAAAACUUACGAACUCGAGAACAUCUUGGAGGCUUAGUGCUGACAAAGUUGUUAAAACAACAGACUUUGUGAGUACGAUCGAGGAUGAUCCUAUUUUUGAUAUCCUGGCCAGCAGUAUUAGUGUUGGUAAUGGGCAAAGCUGGAGCAGAACAGCUAUUUCUGAAAAGCAUGAUAAGAUACAAUCUUACUGUCAAGACUGCAAAAAUGUUGGUGCUGGAAACCAUGAACGACGAUUCUCGUCAUACGUGUUGAAGGAUACACCAAAUGCCACUGAGUCUUUUCCUUUAUCAACUCAAGUAUCAAAUGAGCAAAUUAUGUGUUCUUCUGGUCAAUGUGAGGACAUCAUCUUGGAUUGUGGGAAGCCAGUUAAUUUUACUUAUUAUGAUAAUUUGCUCGGUGUUGCAAAUAGGGAUAAACAUCCGUUGGUUCCAGAACCUAAUGUAGCACUCAUGUUUAAAAAAAAUGGUGGCAAAACUAUGGAAGUUGACAUUGAUCUAUUAGAAAAACGAUUAAUAAAAGCUAAAAGAGAGAAACCAAAAUCUGUUCAACUUUAUAAUCAAAUAGGAAAUUUUUGGAGGAUAAAAGGAGAUGCACAAAGAUCCAUUGAGUGCUUUCGAAGAGCGCUUGCUGUAUCACCGCAUAAUGCGGAAGUUUUAUUAAAUUUGGCAAGAGUGUUAUUAGUUCAACAAUAUUUGGACGAUGCAACAUAUUUGGCAAGACGCUCUUUAGAAUUACAACCUCCAGAUCGCAAUGCGUGGGAACAAUACCUUACUCUUGGUCAAAUAUUUAAGGCAUAUGGCCAUUACCAAGAAGCAGCUGUGCACUUACGACAUGCUUUAGAAUUAAAGCCAGAUCUCUCUGAAGCUGCUGAAGCUUUAAUGGAGGUAGAGUCACUUCCGGCUGCAAGUAUACAUAUCUACACAUUACUGAUAAUUAUAUGUUUGGUGCUUGGAGUACUUUUAGUAGUUCUAAGUAGUGUAGAAUGUGACGAAGACUCUAGUCUUGUCAAUGGACAACUCCAACGUCCAGUGCAACGGCACUUUAGUCGCGCUAUGGCUAUGCGCAGUUUGCGACUUAAUGUUACUCGUAAUAAACGUUGUUGAUUAUUUGCUAAGAAAAAGAACAACUUUGUGAUAGAAUAAAAAAUUCAAGCUGCUGUUAUCAUUUAUCUAUUUACAAAAUAUUAUUUGUAAUAUGAUUUUUAAUAAU